CUCGUGUCGUUUCCCGCCAUCACAAGGGUUUCAAUGGCGGCGGCGGCUUUAUGGCUGUUCGCGUCGGCGGUGAAGCUUGCCGGUGCCAUAGUAGCGGUGGCUGUUGCUGCCAAUGCCUUCUCGUACUCGCGCUUCCGCCGUGCCAACCUUCGCCAGUUCAAAUCCCCCAUCGAUGAGUCCUCUGAGGUCCUCGCCGACUUCCAAUCACUCCCGGCUGAUCAGAAGGGAGAAGAGCGGUUUUUCUUUGGUUUGGCGACUGCACCUGCGCAUGUUGAGGAUAAGCUCAAUGAUGCUUGGCUUCAGUUUGCCGAGGAACAACCUUGUGGUGAUUCUGAGCAUGCUCAGAGUCAGCAGCCCGUCGAUGAUGGUAGCUUUCAGCAAUCUGCUUUGGGCCAAGAUGAACAUAAAAAGGAUAACGUGGAGCAGACAAGAAAGCCUAUCAAGAUUGCCAUGGAGGCCAUGAUCAGAGGCUUUGAAAAGUACUUGGAUGAAGAAGAACACCCUAAGAGCAAAGAAUGCCGUCAUACUGUUGCAGCUUGGCACAAUGUCCCUCAUCCGGAUGAAAGGCUCAGAUUUUGGUCUGAUCCUGACGUUGAGUUGAAGCUUGCUAGAGAUACUGGUAUCACUGUCUUUCGUAUGGGAAUAGAUUGGACAAGGAUCAUGCCCAAAGAGCCUAUAAACGGCCUUCAGGAUACGGUUAACUUUGCAGCACUUGAGCGUUAUCGGUGGAUUAUUGAGAAAGUUCGUUCGUAUGGAAUGAAAGUAAUGCUCACUCUUUUUCAUCAUUCUCUUCCUCCUUGGGCUGGAGAAUAUGGAGGCUGGAAGAUGGAAAAAACUGUUGACUAUUUCAUGGACUUUACAAGGCUUAUAGUUGACCGUGUAUCAGAUUUGAUCGACUACUGGGUGCCAUUUAAUGAGCCUCAUGUAUUUUGCUUGCUAACCUAUUGUGCGGGUGCGUGGCCAGGUGGAAAUCCUGAUAUGAUUGAGGCUGCAACAUCUGCCUUACCAACUGGUGUUUAUAUGCAAGCUUUGCACUGGAUGGCUGUUGCUCAUUCAAAAGCCUAUGACUACAUCCACAAAGAAAGCAAAAACAUUGGGAAAACAAUAGUUGGAGUUGCGCAUAAUGUCUCUUUCACACGGCCGUAUGGUUUGUUUGAUGUUGCUGCUGUUACACUGGCUAAUUCACUGACGCUUUAUCCUUUUGUGGAUAGCAUUUGUGAUAAGCUAGACUUCAUCGGCAUAAACUAUUAUGGACAGGAAGUGAUAUCUGGAAUUGGCUUGAAACUUGUGGAUACGGAUGAGUAUAGUGAAUCAGGACGUGGGGUUUAUCCUGAUGGUUUGUUUCGGAUGCUACUUCAGUUCCAUGGAAGAUACAAGCAUUUGAAUUUGCCUUUCAUUAUAACUGAAAAUGGAGUUUCUGAUGAGACUGACUUGAUCCGACGCCCAUAUAUGUUGGAGCAUCUGUUAGCUGUGUAUGCAGCAAUGUUAAUGGGCAUUCCUGUGCUUGGUUAUUUGUUCUGGACAACAUCAGAUAAUUGGGAAUGGGCUGAUGGGUAUGGCCCGAAGUUCGGACUUGUUGCUGUUGAUCGUGCUAAUAAUCUAGCACGGAUUCCUCGUCCUUCAUACUCCUUGUUCUCUAAGGUAGCGAAAACAGGCAAAAUCGAAAAACAAGAUAGGUUGCGUGCUUGGAGAGAACUCCAAAUUGCUAUUAAAGAGAAGAAAACACGGCCAUUCUGCCGAGCGGUUGACAGACAUGGACUCAUGUAUGCAGGUGGUUUAGAUGUUCCAAUUCAGAGACCUUAUGUCCAGAGAGAUUGGAGGUUUGGGCAUUAUGAGAUGGAAGGUUUACAGGACCCCUUAAGUUGCCUUGCAAGAGCAAUCACAUCUCCCUUGUCUUUCAAGAAGAGUAAGGGUAACAAGCCCCAUCAAAUUGAAGAUGAAGAUGUUACUGUUCUUCAACCUCUUACCCUUUAGCCUACACACCUACACACACCAAACCAAAGCCAUACUUAAGAGGUUUGUGAAAUGUAAAUAAGAAAAUAUGUACCUAUUAGUAAGUAUGUUGCUAGUGUGUUUUGGUUGGAGAAUAGCACUCUGGGUAAAUAACUUUUUUAAGUUUGAAGUUGUUUUAAAGGAAAGUUUUAUAUAAA
This is a messenger RNA of Dioscorea cayenensis subsp. rotundata (Guinea yam), 2150 nucleotides long. RefSeq names its product beta-glucosidase-like SFR2, chloroplastic. Gene Ontology annotation, molecular function: beta-glucosidase activity. The transcript is spliced from 10 exons. The coding region runs from base 34 to 1974 and encodes 646 amino acids. The record is from RefSeq and is a predicted model, not a curated record. NCBI's taxonomy places the organism in Eukaryota, Viridiplantae, Streptophyta, Magnoliopsida, Dioscoreales, Dioscoreaceae. Gene Ontology annotation, biological process: carbohydrate metabolic process.